AUGGCGAUUUUCAAAGACGAACAGCAGAAGUAUGUCAGCAGUGAGGAUGCAGGGGCUGCUGCUAGCGGCAUCAACGUCUGUGCAACCUAUGACAUCAUAAAUGCUGAGUGGAAGCUUAUCACCAAUCAGUUUAAGGAAGCAGCACGCGGUUUGGAUUUGGGAGAGCUUGUUCGCGAUAAUACAUUCUCACUGUAUGAAGGAAUGUCGGCAGUAGAGUUGAUGGAUCCAAAGAUGGAUCCAGGUAUGCUUCACAAACGGUCGAAAUGCCUGGGCUUUGAUGGUGCCGUCAAAUGUGGCAGGUUGAAAUUGAAGAACAUUCCGUGUGAAGAGCUUGUGUCGAUCAUGGAUGCAAUGCUAGCCUCUUUUGUAACUUGGCUUGAAGGUCAUUCCACCGUGCUGACGAUAUUCACUAAUCUGUAUUUGCAUAAGCCACAUUUGAUCGAAGAUCGAAACAUGAAAGCUUUCUGUCUGCUGUUUUACAAAGUCGUCAAUUUGUGCUGCGAUAUUGUUCGUAGGGCCGAUGUUUUUGAAGAGGUGAGCUGUGGGUUAGUUUAUACGAUUUUCAAGUCUUCAGAAGCAGUUUAUUCUCCGACACGAAAAUUUUAGUC
This is a messenger RNA of Soboliphyme baturini, 608 nucleotides long. Lineage: Eukaryota; Metazoa; Nematoda; Enoplea; Dioctophymatida; Soboliphymatidae. The record is from the annotation of a GenBank genome assembly.